AUGCCGGUCACACUCCCCAUCAUCCACUUCAACGACGUCUACCGUGUUCGACAGAAGGACAAAGCCUCGGGCGGAACCAUCGGAGCAGACCAGUUCGCAGCAAAGAUUCAGUCCAUCCGCGAAUCAUGGGGCGAGCCAUCCGACAUCUCCAACCUCCCUCCACCGCCAUCAGCCCCCUCAUCCUCUGGCUCACGCGACUGGACAUCACAUUCCACCUCACGUCAACGCAAAGGUCUCGUACUCUUCAGCGGCGAUCUCUACUCCCCUUCGGUCGAAAGUAGCGUCACAAGAGGAACGCACUUGAUCCCCGUCAUCAACGCCAUGAACCUCGACUGUGCCUGUCUGGGCAACCACGACUGGGAUUUCGGGUAUCCGCACUUGCAAACGUUGAUGACGCAGAACAACUUCCCGUGGCUAUUUUCGAAUGUGGUUGAUCGUUCAGCGAAGAGCGAAGAGGAGAACAAGGACUGCAGCAAUUGGGAUGAGGACUUUUUGGACGACGAUGCGCAGGUGGAGGGAACGUUGAGGUACUGGACCACGGUGGUGCAGGGUGUCAAAGUAGGAUGCAUCGGUAUCGUGGAAAAGGAAUGGAUCGCUACCGUACCCAGCUUCCCCGAAGGAUUCGUCUACAGGAACAUGAUCAAGACCGCCGACAAACUCAGUCGCACCCUCCGCGAUCCACAAGGCGAAGCCUGCGAACUCAUCAUCGCCAUCACCCACAGCCGUCUACCCAACGACAUCGACUUUGCCAAUGCCGUCGGAGCCGUUUCCAACCCGGAUCCAAACUCGCACGGCGUCGAUCUCGUCCUCGGUGGUCACGAUCACAUCUACUACGUCGGCAACGGAGCUUCCGACUACAGCGGCGACGAGUUCCCGCGCGGCGAACCGGGUACGGAGAAGGACGAGAGAGCCAUGGUGGUGAAAUCCGGAACCGACUUUCGCGACCUCUCCGAGCUACGUCUCGAACUUUCCGAUGUCGACGAUUCGGCUGUCCGCAAGAGGACGAUUCUGUCACUCGGCGUGAAACGAUAUCGUGCAUCCCCCACCGAUCCGAGCUCGCCCGAACUCAAAUCGAUGCUCGACGAUCUGCUCGCCAAAAUCUCCAAGUCUACAUCGCAAAGCGUCGCCUACACACUCACGCCCUGGGACGUGCGUUCCGAAAAAGUGCGGACCGACGAAUCCGCCUUCGGAAACUUUGUCGCCGACGUGCUCAUGAAUUCGUACGAGGAGGUGCUGCGCGAACGCGACAAUCGAGGCGAGCUGAACGAGAACCGACCUUCGCACGCGCGGGAAGUCGAUUGUGCCAUCAUCUGCGGUGGAAGUCUGCGCGGGGAUCAGCUGUACGGUCCCGGGAAGAUCGCGUUGAGCGAUGUGCUGGAGAUCCUGCCGUUCGAGGAUGCGGUGGUGUGCAAGGAGUUGAAGGGGAGGGAUAUCUGGGAGGCGCUGGAGAACGGGUUGUCGAUGUACCCGAAGCAGGAAGGGAGAUUUCCGCAGGUGGCCGGAUUGAUGGUCAAGUGGGACUCGAGGAAGGAACCAGGCAAGAGGUUGGUGAGUGUCGAGCUGUUGGACAACCCGCUGGAUACGCCAAAGGAAGGGGAAGGUGAGGAGGACGUCGGCAAGUUGAGGAGGUUUUCCGUGACGAAGUUGCCAGAAGGAGGGUACGAUGUGGAAGUUCACCGACCCGCGUUGGUCAGUAGAGGCCCUUUGGAGAUGGACAAGGUCUACCGAGUCGUGACGAGGGAAUACCUGGCCGAAGGGUACGAUGGAUUCGAAGCUUUGAAAAGGGGAGAGUUCGUGGUGGAUCACGAGAAUGGGCAGCUCAUGUCGGCGAUCGUCAGGAAAUUCCUGCUGGGUGCGAGCUACCUGUGGCGCAUGAAGCAGAUGCGCAGGUUGCAGGCCGAGAACGCUGCGAACCUCUCUGCUUCGGGGAGCCCUGGUUCGGGAGCGGAUCAGCUCGAUUCCGCAGACGCGCAUCACAGCGAAAGCGGACACAAAGAUCGCGACGUCGAUACGCUGAGCAAACGUACACGCAUCGCCAUCUCACGUGCACGUUCGCUGAAUCUCCUCAAACGCUCCAUGAAGCAUUCCCCGGGCGAAGCGCCGACGACACCGAUCAAGCAAACUCCGAUGGGACGAUCCGGCUCGCUCGACAAGGACACCUGGCGUAUGGUCGUCGACCAGUCACCUGGCGGAUUCCGAGACGCGCUGCACGUCGGAGGUUCCGAACAUCAUUCUCAGUUCGACCGCGUGCACAGGCGGUUCAACGAACCGCUGUCCUCGGACUCGAAGGACGUCGCUCCGACUUCGUCGCACGCUGCGACGCGCACCUUCGACUCGGACGCAGCGACCGAGACCGGACCGCCAGCAGCGAAACGCAUCCGAUCUGAAGAGACACCGGAGAACGCGCUGUUCGACCCGACGCUUGCCUCCGGGUUGCUCGCGCAGAUCAAGGAGCUGCUCGCGCUCGUCCUGCGGGCAGCUUCUCCCGACGGGAAACUCUACAACCCUCCCACCGACGUCGGAUCGAAGUCGACACAGCAGGACGAGGAAGUGGAGUCCAGCGGAGCCAACAUCGCCCUCGGCAGCAUGGCCGUGGAUGAAGCCGAUGCAGACGCUACACUUUCCUUCCUCACCACCGCCGCCCACACCGCUUCCUCCUCGAACAAGGGAAGCGCUACUCAGCUAUCCCAGGAGAUCGUCGACAAAGCAACCCAGUUGAGAUCCACAUUCGCAACACUCGAGAAAGCGGCCAAAGAUCUUCCCGGUGGAAUGGACAUGGGUCUGCAGGAGCAGGAACGGUUGUUGCAGGUCUUGGAAAGGUUCAUCGCUAGACAGGAUGAGAGUUUCGCCGAACUGAAGAAGGACGAACGCAAGGUGGGGAAGGGGGCGAUCGCAUCGGGGAGUUUCAGGCAUGGAGCGGUGGCGUCCAGUUCGUUCCAUCUGGAUGAGGGGCAGAUGGAGAAGUUGAGGUCGGAUAUCCGGGCUUCCGCUGCGACGGGCACGGAGAACGGGACGGAGGUGAAGGGGAACAGUGGAAAGGACUCGGACGCAAAGAAGGUCGGAAAUGGAAAGGCUCAGGAGGAGGAGGACGAUACGUCGAACCUGGCUUUCGUGUCACCCCUUGUCGACGGUCGCUUGAUCGACGUCGCUCGUCAACAACCAUCUUCCACCUAG
Molecule: messenger RNA, 3174 nt
Organism: Pseudozyma hubeiensis SY62
Lineage: Eukaryota; Fungi; Basidiomycota; Ustilaginomycetes; Ustilaginales; Ustilaginaceae
Product: 5'-nucleotidase
Exons: 1
Coding region: 1-3174 (1057 amino acids)
Biological process (GO): nucleotide catabolic process
Molecular function (GO): hydrolase activity
Source: RefSeq, a predicted model, not a curated record